AACGGAUGUUGUUCGUCUGCUUGUCGUCUUGUCGUCUGCAGCUUGCCUGUCAAUUCUUCCGAGCAUAAGUUUUUCGAAAUUUUACAAACUUUUCUUUUGUAUUUGCGUUGUCGAUCUCAGACACCAAUAUGCUCGUACGAAAAUUGGAAGACACGACGACGUCUAUCUAACGUGUUUUCCUCAAAACUGUUUAUCUCGAUUGGUAUGUCUAGCGGUGAUCAAAUAUAGGUUAGAAGGAUGAGGACCUUCAUGAAUAUUUUCAAGAUGCUCGUCGCUUUUUUUUAUGAUUAUGCGCGCGGACUGUCUUACACCGUGACGACGAUACUUGUGCUAUGUUACUGCCUUCAUCCAGCACGAUUCGCAUCCCAUUACACCUUCAUCAAGACUGAGAAUAUCUAUGACGAGAUGGAGAAAUCGUAUCCGCCAAGGGAUAACUCCUGCGUGAUUUCCGUCAACGGUAGACGACCUUCUCAAUUGCUCUACCCGGAGGAGCAUCCCAGGGAAGAUCCGGUGGCGAUGGCUCGACGACUCGGCAUCUUACCGGGUGGCCAGUGGAAACCUCUUAAUUGUCAUCCUCUCUUCAACGUGGCCAUCAUACUACCCUACCGCAACCGGCAGAAUCAGCUUGCCAUUUUCAUGAAUUACAUACAUCCGUUCUUGCAAGCGCAGAAUUUGGAUUAUCGAAUAUUUGUUAUCGAGCAGGGUCCGAUGCGUGAGUUUAAUCGUGCCAAGCUCUUCAACGUCGGCUAUGCAGAGGCCACCAAGAUCAAUGAUUUUCAUUGUUUUAUCUUUCAAGACAUAGACUUGAUACCGCAGAAUCCUAACAAUAUUUACGCGUGCACGAAAAUGCCCAGGCAUAUGAGUUCUAGUGUAAAUACCUUUCGAUACAAUCUACCUUAUACUGGCCUGUUUGGAGGUGCGAUAGCAUUAACGAGGAAGCAAUUUGAAAGAGUGAAUGGUUUUUCCAAUGUUUUCUAUGGCUGGGGUGGAGAAGAUGAUGACUUCUACAGUCGCUUACAGUCCAGAGGUUUUCAGAUUACACGUUUUGGACCUGAUGUGGCGCAGUAUUACAUGUUAAUACAUAAGAAAGAAUCUCCCAGUACUGCAAGAUUCGCAAAUUUGGAAAACGGUGCACGAAGAUAUGAUACUGACGGGCUUAGUAAUCUAGAGUAUAAAGUACUUAAUCAUCAGUUGCGGCCAUUAUAUUCUUGGAUUUUAGCAGACGUGUAAUUUAUAAAUUUUUUAUAUAAUCUUGUCACUAUUAGAAUUUUUUAUUUCUACCAUUGCACAUAUCUUUUAUAAAUUUUGGCUGUUACUAUAAGUUGUAAUAACACAUUGCUAUUUUCUAAUAGCAUGAACAAGUCUUACACAAAACACAUUUAGAUUCAAAGAAUAAAUAUGAUUGUUAGUAUGCUGUGAUAAAGCACUAUGAUUAAAUCGCGCAACGAUAUUGACUAAUGAUUAAAAAUAAUACACUGCAAUGUUUUUGUGUAUUCAAACUUUGAGUGAUUAAGCUUGCAACAAACAUUUUGUAGUGUAUGAACUUAAUAAUCAUAGAUGCUUCUUCAAUAGUGUACUGGUUUUAAUAAUAUAUUUAAUAGAUUAUCAAUUUGUACAAAAAAAGUAUAAACGAUAAUAUUAUA
Molecule: messenger RNA, 1643 nt
Organism: Linepithema humile (Argentine ant)
Lineage: Eukaryota; Metazoa; Arthropoda; Insecta; Hymenoptera; Formicidae
Product: beta-1,4-N-acetylgalactosaminyltransferase bre-4
Biological process (GO): glycosphingolipid biosynthetic process; carbohydrate metabolic process
Cellular component (GO): Golgi apparatus
Molecular function (GO): N-acetyl-beta-glucosaminyl-derivative 4-beta-N-acetylgalactosaminyltransferase activity; galactosyltransferase activity
Source: RefSeq, a predicted model, not a curated record